Messenger RNA from Anoplophora glabripennis (Asian longhorned beetle), 888 nucleotides. RefSeq lists its product as uncharacterized. Lineage: Eukaryota; Metazoa; Arthropoda; Insecta; Coleoptera; Cerambycidae. The coding region runs from base 1 to 888 and encodes 295 amino acids. The record is from RefSeq and is a predicted model, not a curated record. The transcript is spliced from 2 exons.
AUGGGAGGCUCAAAGCCACGUGCCCAAAAUCAACAGACAAUUAGGGAUAAAACUCAUUUCACCACCGGCGUGAACAAUCUAUUGCCUUUAGAUAUGGUUGAUAGCAAACCGUCACUGGUAUUGUCUGUCCAACUGUUAAAACAAGCCGAAGAUAAAUCACAACCAAAGAUUGUGAAAAGUGAAUACAAAAAAUCUUUAUCACGGGAUUGUAUUAAUGCAUAUUCAGCAACAUGUUUAAAAUUAGACAUAUUAUCCUGGGUGGACAAGUUAAAUGAAGAAGACGAUUAUAGUGUUUUACCAGGUGUCUCAGUGAUUCGAGAAAAUAACAGUGUUGGGGCUAAUACCGCAGAUUUGGUCGCCGAACUAGCCCGAGACUUUCCAAAUGAUCCGGAUGCCCGACUUGACGCGUUUUUAAUAAAAAAAGUAACUUCAUAUUUCAACAGUCAUUCCAUUCGUUUACAUUUAUUGGAUCAAAACACUGUGGAAACCGCUAGAGGUGGGGGUGGGGGAGGUGGAGGCGGCGGUGGCAAUAAAGGUGGCGGCGGCAUGGGUAACAUGGGUGGCAUGAUACUCGCUGCAGGAGCUAUGAUGAAAGGGACGUUAAUGGCCUUAGCUCUUGGUGGUAUUGCAGCUUUAGCUGGUAAAGCUCUGAUGACUGGCUUAAUUUCACUUUUAUUGUCAGCAAUAAUUGGAUUAAAAGCUCUCACACAUGGACAUAAAUCUACAACGUACGAAAUUGUGUCAAAGCCAAUAUAUUCUCAUUCGAAUACCCAUUCUGUGUCUCAUGAAGAUCAUGGUCAUGGAUAUGGUCACUCUUCUUAUGGGCGUAGUUUUAAUAUGCCUUUACCUCUGGGGUUACAACCAGAUUAUAACCCUGAAAUCAAGUGA